AGUCAUGUAUCCUUAACCUUUUUUCAACUGACUCUCUUAUUUGUUCAUUAAAUCGGCCUUUAUUCAUAUAAUGCGUAAUCCAGGAAUGUAACGAUUUAAUUGGCACGAGAAAACUCGAGAAAAUAGCAACUGCACAAAUCGCAAUGACAACAAUGAAUGGCUAAAUUACUUCCGGACACUAAGGUUCCGCGGAGCUCCUCCUCACUAUUCUUUAUAUUAGCGACACCCAUUCAGUAGAUAUGUGAGCAUUUUUAGUUAUCUGUUCAUGUAGUAGAUUGGAAUGCAAAGUUUGUUUGCUCAAGUGGUGUCCACUGUCCAGUGCAUCAGGGGGAGUUUUAAUUGCUGGUGCAACCUAUAUAGUGGUCUGAUGCAUUGCCGAAACGUCCAGACUGGAACCAAACAAUGGACAGAGUAGGCUGCCAUGCACGGGUGUCACAUCAGUCCUUGAUGGCAGCUGCAGUGUCUGUGGGUUUUCCUUUCUCUAUUGCACUUAACUGAUCAGCCAAUGUUAUUGAUUUGAGGCCAACGUACACCAGUGAUGUACUAUAUUAGUUAAUGUGCAACAUUCUGAAAUUUACAGAUAGAAAUGGAAUGAAUAGGUUCUAGACUAUUCCCAUUUCUAGAUGACAGAAAAGUUUUAUGCAGAAUACAUUUUGUCUAUCUGAGCAUACGGUAAUGUUGCAGCUGAACAGGGCCCUGUUCUAGAUUAGACACUGACUAAAAGGGAAAAAGGAAUACCUGAAUCGUGUUCAUUAGCGCAUACUGUAGAAAAACAUUUUAAAAUAGGAAACACAAACAAGCUUAUUAAACAACAUUUCACUCUGUUUCGGGUCACUGUCUUCCAUUGUGUGCCUACUGAACAUGACCCAGCAGACACUGCGGCAGCCCUCGAGGUAUUGAGCCCAGCUGUACCGGCAUAACCUCUGCAGGGUUUUAGUAUGGCUUCAGAGAAGAUGGAUGAUUACAGUGGGACACUGGGGCUGAAUGUUUACGUCAAAGAGGAGGAGGAAGAGGUGCAGGUGGAGGAUUUCACAAUGAAGGACAAGGAGGCAUUCACAGUGAAGGAGGAGGAUGAAGCUUUCACAGUGAAGGAAGAGGUGUUGACUUUCACAUUUAAAAAAGAAGAAGAAGAGGUUUCAACAGUGAAAGAAGAAGAGGACGAGGUUAUCACAGUGAAAAUUGAGGAGGGUGGAGCAGAGAGGCCUAGCCCCAGCACUGAGACUAAAUGGGGCUCGAAGAGUGGAAAAAGUUUGAUACAGGAACUAGACUGGCGAGCUCCUGUGGAGAAACCUCACUGCUGUUCCCAGUGUGGCAAAACAUUCUCAGAGUCCGGAAACCUGAAGCAGCACAUGCGGACGCACAGCGGAGAGAGACCUUACCACUGCUCCAAAUGUGGGAAACGCUUCAUACAAUUGGGACACUUCAACAGCCACCAGCGCACGCACACGCAGGAGAAACCGUUCAGUUGCGGUGAGUGCGGGAAGAGUUUCUCUCAGAGAAUCAAUUUGAAGAAACACCAGCUCACACACUCCGGUGAGAGGCCUUUCCUGUGCUCUGACUGCGGGAAGAGUUUCUCUUCAUCUACCAACCUAAAAAGACACCAGAGUACGCACAGCAAUGAAAAGCCUUUCCAGUGCACCAACUGUGAGAAAAGUUUCACUCAUAUACACCACUUGACACGUCAUCAGACCGUACACACGGGGGAGAAACCUUACACUUGCUCUGACUGUGGGAGGAGUUUCUCCCUCCAGGGGACUUUAAAGAAACACCAGCGCACACACACCGGGGAGAAACCGUACCAGUGCUUGCUCUGCGGGAAGAAUUUCUCUCUUUCGGUGGCACUGAAGAGACACCAGCUCAUGCACACUGGAGAGAAACCAUACCAAUGCUCUCAAUGCGGGAAGAGUUUCACCCAAAAGGGACAAUUAACUCAACACCAGGGCACACAUGAACUAGAAAAGCCUUACCCCUGCUCCCAGUGUGGGAAAAGUUACUCCUCAGCCCCCUCGUUAAAAGCACAUCAGAGGACUCACAAAGAGUCAACGUCACUCGCAAUGACAGCACAUUUCAGUAAGUAAAUUAUUGAACUGGUUGUCUCUGAUUGGGAUUGAUAGCCUACAUUUGAAACUAUAGAUGCCUUAAAUGCUUUGUCAUGUUCAAACAACUCUUAGUCCCAAUUUCAUUUUCUCUCUGAAAUGUUCACUUGCACACUCCUUACAGAUUUAAAAGGAAUGGACUGGUUUGCAUUCAGUACCACAGAACGGUGAGCAACCUUGAAUUCAAUGGAAACUGCACAUAAAAACUUUAAGCCAAACCAUCGAUGGCCACCAGAUUAUCGCCAGCUGAUCUUUAGUUAAACCAGUAAUUGGCGCUAAAAUCACCUAUACAGCUACACACCUAUCUCAAUUGCAACCAUUAUUGGACACCAUUACCUCUCCCUAAAGUGGAUGUUGAGCUUUACUCUUAGUUCUGAUUUUAAGACUAUUUUGCCCUCUGUUGGGUAUUAUCAUCAGAACAAUUGAAUCCUGUUUUUUUUUGCAGAUUCAAGGUGAUUUUAAUCAAUUUGACAAUCCAUUCCAUACAACUCAAGUAAAGUAUUUAAUUUCCUUGUUUUCCACAGCAAAUCCUCUAUGGCAGUGUAGCCUACCCUACGCAUUUUAUGAUUGGAAAAAUCAUGGUGUAGGAUAAAUUUGUUUCCAAUUUAUGUAAUCCAUUAAUGAUUUAACUUGUCUAAAUAAAAUAUGGCAUUUUU
This is a messenger RNA of Oncorhynchus gorbuscha (pink salmon), 2752 nucleotides long. Its product is annotated as zinc finger protein 436-like. The transcript has 3 exons. The record is from RefSeq and is a predicted model, not a curated record. Bases 939 to 2078 code for a protein of 379 amino acids. Lineage: Eukaryota; Metazoa; Chordata; Actinopteri; Salmoniformes; Salmonidae. Gene Ontology annotation, biological process: central nervous system development; negative regulation of transcription by RNA polymerase II; regulation of cytokine production. Gene Ontology annotation, molecular function: DNA-binding transcription factor activity, RNA polymerase II-specific; RNA polymerase II cis-regulatory region sequence-specific DNA binding. Gene Ontology annotation, cellular component: nucleus.